UCUGCUUCAGUCUCGGUUCAGACGCUCUGCCGCGACUAUACCUCCUCGUCCUUCUCUUGCGCAUCUUCUGGUUUACUGACAGACAUUCUAUAGCGAUAGCUAGAUCACUCUUUAUUCUUUGUUUCCAUCCCCUGAAGUUUUCAUGCUCAGUGGUUGCCGUCAUCUCUCCCUUGCUUCGCCGCCGACCGCCGACCUCCAAUCAUCGUCGUUUCAGCCCGCCAUUCAACUACGACCGAGAUCAUCACUCUAAUAUCGCCCAUAUUCUCGACGCUGUAGAAGACCGGAGAAUUUUCCCAUCCCGUCAUUCACGAUGGCGUCAUAUGAUGAAGGCUACGAGUAUGACGAGUAUGAGGAAGAGGAGAACUACAUCACGCCCGAGGAUUGCUGGAAUGUCAUCUCAUCCUACUUCGACACCAAGGGCCUUGUAUCCCAACAGAUCGACUCUUUCAAUGAUUUCCAAGCCGGCACCAUCCAGGAUCUUCUGGAUGAAUAUAGUCAUUUGAGUGUCGAUCAGAACAAUCCGCCAUCCGCCGACGGCCGCGAAAUCGUUUGUCGACGCUAUACCCUGGAUUUUGGGAAGGUCACCUUCUCCCGUCCUGUCGUCUCCGAAACCGAGGGUACAUCUAGCCCAUUGUUACCUUACGAAUGCCGAGACCGCAACAUGACAUACGCCAGUCCCGUAUACGCAAAAGUUGAUAGCAAAGUCGAAGUGUGCGUUGAAGAACCUGUUCCUUUACAUGAGAUGACCGAGGAGCAGCAGAAUGAAUAUGCCCAGACCGGAAUCCAUCCCACUCGGCUUAUCUGGGAAGAAGAGGAAAACACGUUAAAAUACAAAGCUAAUGGGGAUCCUGUGGAAGCUCCGGACAGCCUGUUCAUCGGCAAACUUCCCGUCAUGGUAAAAUCUAACGCUUGCCAUUUGAGUCGCGAGUCAGAAGAUGAUCUAUUCCUACUGAACGAGUGUCCUUACGACCAAGGUGGUUAUUUCGUUAUCAACGGAAGUGAGAAGGUCCUCAUUGCGCAGGAACGUUCCGCUGCCAAUAUUGUCCAAGUCUUCAAGAAAAGUCAACCCAGCCCGUACUCGUAUACCGCCGAAAUACGAAGCGCCCUUGAGAAAGGGUCACGCCUUAUCUCGUCGUUGAUGUUGAAACUAUACACCAAGGGAGACACCACCAAAGGAGGUUAUGGCCAAACCAUUCAUACGACGCUGCCCUACGUCAAAUCGGAUGUGCCUAUUGCCAUAGUCUUUCGAGCUCUUAGUAUUGUCAGUGACGAGGAAAUAUUCGACGCCAUUUGCUACGAUCGCAACGAUAGUCAAAUGCUAGAACUGCUGCGACCCUGUAUUGAAGAGGCCUUCUGCAUUCAGGAUCAAGAAGUUGCUCUGGAUUAUAUCGGCAAGCGUGGAAAUCAAAACCAAGCAAGCGCUAGGGACCGCCGUAUUCAAGCUGCUAGAGACAUCUUACAAAAGGAAAUGUUGCCACACAUUUCUCAGACAAAGGGCUGCGAGACUAGAAAGGCAUUCUUCCUCGGCUAUAUGGUUCACAAAUUACUUCAGUGUGCGUUGGGUCGCCGUGACACAGAUGAUCGCGACCAUUUUGGUAAGAAGCGAUUAGAUCUGGCAGGACCUCUUCUGGCCAAGCUUUUCCGCAAUAUUGUGCGUCGCAUGACUCAGGAGGUCCUGUCGAACUUGAAGCGAAGCAUCGAGCAAGGCAAGCAAUUUAAUAUUGCUCUAGCUGUUAAGUCUAACAUUAUCACGAGUGGACUGAAAUACUCCCUCGCUACUGGAAACUGGGGUGACCAGAAAAAGGCCAUGAGCUCCACAGCUGGUGUUUCGCAGGUGUUGAACCGAUACACAUUCGCGUCUACCCUUUCGCAUUUGCGAAGGACGAACACUCCAGUUGGUCGAGAUGGUAAGCUUGCCAAGCCGCGACAGCUUCACAAUACCCAUUGGGGACUCGUCUGUCCAGCCGAAACUCCGGAAGGACAGGCCUGUGGCUUGGUCAAAAACCUAUCGCUCAUGUGCUCCAUCAGCGUCGGUACUUCGACGGAACCUAUUAUAGAUUAUAUGAUUCUGCGAAAUAUGGAAGUGCUAGAAGAGUACGAUCACCAUAGGUAUCCCAAUGCCACUAAGGUAUUCCUCAAUGGCGCAUGGAUUGGCGUUCACCAGGAUCCUAAGGCUCUCGUGAAGGAUGUUCAAGAAUUACGCCGAACGAACCAGAUCCCGGCCGAAGUGUCACUAAUUCGGGACAUUCGCGACCGUGAAUUCAAGAUAUUUUCUGAUGCCGGUCGUGUCAUGCGCCCCUUGUUUGUCGUUGAGCAAGAGGAUGACUCUGACAAGGGCGUCGAGAAAGGCACAUUGGCUCUGACCAAAGACAUGGUCCGCCGACUGGAGAUUGACCAGACUCUCCCGCCUGGAAGUGACGAGUACUUUGGGUGGCAAGGCCUGGUUAAUGCCGGUGUUAUUGAAUAUAUGGAUGCUGAGGAAGAGGAGACUGCAAUGAUUUGCAUGACUCCUGAGGAUUUAGAAAGUUUCCGGUGCGCCAAACUAGGCUUACCAGAUCCUUUCAACAGGGAGGAUGUUUUUGCUCCUAAUAAGCGGCUGAAGACGAAGAUAAACCCGACAACCCACAUGUACACCCAUUGCGAGAUUCACCCGAGUAUGCUUCUUGGUAUUUGCGCCAGUAUCAUUCCCUUUCCGGACCACAAUCAAUCACCCCGUAACACGUACCAGUCUGCCAUGGGUAAACAGGCUAUGGGUUUUUUCCUCACUAACUACUCACGACGCAUGGAUACCAUGGCGAAUAUUCUUUACUACCCACAGAAGCCAUUAGGAACCACCAGAUCAAUGGAGUUCUUGAAAUUCCGAGAGUUGCCUGCUGGUCAGAAUGCCAUCGUGGCCAUUGCUUGCUACUCGGGUUACAAUCAGGAAGAUUCUGUCAUUAUGAACCAAAGUAGCAUUGACCGAGGCCUGUUUCGCAGUUUGUUCUUCCGGUCUUACUCUGACUCAGAGAAACGAGUUGGCAUUAACACUGUGGAGCAAUUUGAGAAACCUUUCCGUGCCGAUACACUUCGUCUCAAACAAGGAACAUACGAUAAAUUAGACGACGAUGGAAUAAUCGCACCCGGCAUUCGUGUCUCCGGAGAGGACAUCAUCAUUGGAAAGACGGCGCCCAUUAGUCCCGAUAAUGAAGAAAUGGGACAGCGUCAAAAGAUACACGUCAAGCGUGAUGCCUCUACGCCUCUUCGAAGCACCGAGAGUGGUAUCGUCGACUCAGUGGUGCUGACUACCAAUGCCGAUGGUUUACGGUUUGUCAAAGUCCGGGUUCGAACCACAAAGAUCCCACAAAUUGGUGACAAGUUCGCUUCUCGUCACGGGCAGAAGGGUACAAUCGGAGUAACGUUCCGUAAUGAAGACAUGCCCUUUACCCGCGAGGGCAUUGUCCCUGAUAUCAUCAUCAACCCACACGCCAUUCCCUCGCGUAUGACUAUUGCUCACUUAAUCGAGUGUUUGUUGAGUAAAGUAUCAACUCUCAAAGGCAUGGAGGGUGAUGCCACCCCAUUCACCGAUGUCACAGUAGACUCGGUCUCGAGUCUGCUCAGAGAGCACGGCUACCAGUCGCGUGGAUUCGAAGUUCUAUACCACGGCCACACGGGCCGUAAAUUACGAGCUCAGGUUUUCUUCGGGCCCACGUACUACCAGCGACUCCGUCACAUGGUGGAUGACAAGAUUCACGCCCGUGCCCGUGGCCCGGUACAGAUCAUGACUCGGCAACCUGUCGAAGGUCGUGCCCGUGAUGGUGGUCUUCGUUUCGGAGAAAUGGAACGUGACUGUAUGAUUGCUCACGGUGCUGCGGCUUUCCUCAAGGAACGUUUGUUUGAGGUUUCGGACGCUUUCAGAGUCCACAUUUGCGAGAUUUGCGGGCUCAUGACUCCAGUCGCUCAACUUGGACAACAAAACUUCGAGUGCCGCCCUUGCAAGAACAAGACAAAGAUUGCUCAAAUCCACAUUCCUUAUGCCGCGAAGCUCUUAUUCCAGGAACUCCAAGCUAUGAAUAUCGCGUCACGCAUGUUUACAGAUCGGUCAGGUGUUACUAUCCGGUAAUUCGAGUCAGCACCAUAUGGGGCUAGCUUUUUACGCUUUACGAUUGCAAAAUAGCAAGUAGGGCCGUCUUCUCUACACCAUUGCUCUUGUUUCUGCGGCUAUCCAUUUUUACUCACUGCAUUCGGGCGGCGUUUCUGCGUGUCUUGUGUCCAAGAUCUGAGAAGGACAGGGGCGGGUUAGCAGAGUACAUCUUUACGUGAAUUCAUAACUACAGCUUGAAUUUCAGAAACCACGAGCGGUAGAAAAAAUACUUAAUUAUAACCACCUGUUGUUACUCGGCCCAAAAGUCUAGAUAGGAUGCUAGGUAAAUUGUAUUACAUUGUAUAAUGAAUGAAGUACCCCUGCGAGAGCAUUAGUUUUUUGUAGGUCGUGAUUGAGAACUAUCUAUGUUACCUCAGGUAAAAUAAUAGAUUUGUCUUUUUGUAUCAUCGCAUACUAAUACCUAGGUCAAUCCUUUAGAAGUGGGAUGCUCUCAUCAAAGUCAGCUGUACGAGUUGUGAGCCGCCUCCCUAGACUACUUUCUAUCUAUGAAAGGGGUAUGAUUGGUUAGAUGCAAUUUAUGUUGUUAUGAUACCAAGCUU
Messenger RNA from Xylaria bambusicola, 4680 nucleotides. RefSeq names its product DNA-dependent RNA polymerase 2 rpb140. The record is from RefSeq and is a predicted model, not a curated record. NCBI's taxonomy places the organism in Eukaryota, Fungi, Ascomycota, Sordariomycetes, Xylariales, Xylariaceae. Gene Ontology annotation, biological process: DNA-templated transcription. Bases 311 to 4099 code for a protein of 1262 amino acids. Gene Ontology annotation, molecular function: ribonucleoside binding; DNA binding; DNA-directed RNA polymerase activity. Gene Ontology annotation, cellular component: RNA polymerase II, core complex. The transcript is spliced from 3 exons.